Coprinopsis cinerea okayama7#130 is the source of this 720-nucleotide messenger RNA. RefSeq lists its product as hypothetical. The coding region runs from base 1 to 720 and encodes 239 amino acids. Gene Ontology annotation, molecular function: DNA-binding transcription factor activity, RNA polymerase II-specific; RNA polymerase II cis-regulatory region sequence-specific DNA binding. Gene Ontology annotation, cellular component: chromatin. The record is from RefSeq and is a predicted model, not a curated record. Lineage: Eukaryota; Fungi; Basidiomycota; Agaricomycetes; Agaricales; Psathyrellaceae. The transcript has 2 exons. Gene Ontology annotation, biological process: regulation of transcription by RNA polymerase II.
AUGACCGAACGAAGAUAUUCCUCGCAGUACCAACAAUGGAACGAGGUGGCGCAGCCAUACCUCAACACGCACAAUUACCCCUCGAGCACCUAUCACUCCUCGGGCGGACACCAUUCCUCGAGCUCUGCGGUUCAGCACCCUGUCUACAACGACGAGAGCUCCUACUCGGCAACAUACUACCCGACGUCGACGAGUGGCACACAUUCCCCUGAUAGCCCCGUCUAUCCAUCGCCCAUUUCGUCGAGUGGGUCAGACGGCUAUUCGCGAUAUCAUGACCCGCCUCGACCAGAUUCUACGCGACCAAUGUCUCAUCAUCCAUAUUCGCAUUCACAGUCCUAUACAUACUCACCUUCGUCAUCUUCGCCACACCCGCCCAACCAUCCAUACGCACGCCCCCGCUCCCAUUCUCAGGCGUACCCAACACAUGAAACCAUAAGCCUUUCACCGCCUCAGAGCUCUCAUUACCACCAACAAAUACCCCUUUCCCCGGCAAUGCCCAACGCACAAUACCCAACCCCUCCAGCAAGACCGUUCGCAUGCGACCUCUGUGCACUUUCUUUCAACCGUCAGCACGAUCUGAAACGACAUCGCGAAACACAUACGGGCGAAAAACCAUUCCUAUGCAAUGGGGGAUGCGGGAAAACCUUUACACGGAAGGAUGCAUUGAAGCGGCAUCAGCUGGUCAAAGGUUGUGGCAAAGUCGAAGACGGUCGAUCGUGA